This is a messenger RNA of Peronospora belbahrii, 1248 nucleotides long. Lineage: Eukaryota; Oomycota; Peronosporomycetes; Peronosporales; Peronosporaceae. The record is from the annotation of a GenBank genome assembly.
AUGGUCUUCAUUAUGGCCGCUACAAUAGCGUGGUUGAUACCUUUUCUACUUUCAAUCGUAUCGGACGCACACACUUGGAUUGACUGCAUUGACACGGACAGGUCCAAAGUUUAUGAUCAGAGUGCAUUGUACAUCUUUGGUGGAAUAGAUGGUAACGGACUCUGUCAAGGGUAUGGAGCAGGGUACCCAGGUCGCGGGAAUGGCGAUAUUGGUCUGCAAUACACGUACAAAAUGCUAAGGAAUGAUGUGCAAGCUGGUACACCCGUGUGUAAGAACGUUGGUAGCAACACGUACUCGGACUGGCGGAAGCGAAUAUCGCUCGCCCCAGGUCAGACGGCGUACUUUGGGUACUUGCCGAAUGGCCACAUUGUCAAGGACAAGAAAGCUGUUGGCACACAGCAUGGAGUCUACUGGACAGGACACGUAGGGACAUCACUGUCGUCAACAUUAGACAUGGUACCAGGAAAUUUGCUGAAUGGACACACAAUGAACUAUGACGAUGGCAACUGCGGCGAGACGGUCGACAGAAACGGCAUCCCGUCCAACCGCGCCGGUGACGGCAAGCCUUGCAUCGGUACAUUCACCAUUCCAGCAGGCACUGCUCCGGGCAUUUAUAACAUGGUGUGGUACUGGACGUUUUGGCUUGACAAUGAGGCUGCCUACGUUGACCAUAAACAAGCAAAGGGAUACUUUGGCGCAGCGUACUCGACGUGCUUUGAAGUAGAGGUCAUCCCUGCUGGAGGCGUUGCUGCACAGACUACGCCAGCACCUGCAACGACACCAGCAACUGCAGUGACACCAGCACCAGCCCCAGGUCAUGUCAUCCCGGCUCCGGUAGAUCAGAUCAACGCCCUACCUGCUCCUCUUAUGGUGGGAGCUGCAGCCCCAAAUUUGACGUCAGCGUCGUCCACAAUGACCUUUGGUCAUGGGACCGUUGUACCUGGACCAGCGGCGAACAGCGAUGGCAAAAAUCUUCUGCCCUCGAAAGACAGCUCAGAAGACGCCACGACCGUGCACCCGGCAAAACAAAGCUCUUCAGAAUUUAGCAAUGUCUCAUCUUCGGCGGAUUCUGGCUCUGGUGUUGGGAGGGUUGGUCAAGUCGGGCAAGAGAAGCGCGCGACGCCAUCGACGGCGGCCUCUCCAGCUACUGCAUCCAAAACCACGCAAAGUAGUGCCGCUAACUACAUCAAGGCAAGCGAAGGAAGGCUUGUUCUGGGCGUUGCAUUGCUAAUGGGAGCUUUGGUAUAG